Messenger RNA from Salvelinus fontinalis (brook trout), 681 nucleotides. RefSeq names its product fibroblast growth factor receptor homolog 1-like. The record is from RefSeq and is a predicted model, not a curated record. Gene Ontology annotation, molecular function: transmembrane receptor protein tyrosine kinase activity; ATP binding. The transcript has 6 exons. Gene Ontology annotation, cellular component: signaling receptor complex. Gene Ontology annotation, biological process: positive regulation of kinase activity; cell surface receptor protein tyrosine kinase signaling pathway; multicellular organism development. The coding region runs from base 1 to 681 and encodes 226 amino acids. Lineage: Eukaryota; Metazoa; Chordata; Actinopteri; Salmoniformes; Salmonidae.
AUGAUAUGUGGCACCUGCAAGGGCCACUUCAUUAGUAAUACCCUCCAACCCUCACCAUCUGUAGGGGCUACUCACAGGAGAGUAGCCAGAGAGGUGAGCAUCAUGAGGAAGCUGGGUACCCACAAGAACGUGCUGCAGCUGCUAGACUGGAACAUCACACAGGCUCCUUACAAGCUGAUCCUAGAGUCGGUGAGCAGUGGGACACUGCGCAGUUUCCUUCAAGUGAAUCAAGACCAACUGAGCAGGGACAGUCAACUGCAAAAUCUCUUCACCAGAGCAGCAUAUCACAUUGCCCAUGCAAUGAGACACCUGUGCUCUAAAAUGGUGGUGCACUGUGACCUAGCCCUGAGGAACAUUAUGGUGAACCAUUUUCCCAGAGAGGUGAAGCUGGCAGAGUUUGGACUGGCCCAAGACCUGACUCACAAAAGGAGCUAUCGCAGCAGCUGCAAAGGGGACUACAUGCAAAGUAUGCCCCUGCGUUGGUAUCCCCCAGAGUACUUCAGAAAAAACAACUACUACAGCUUCAAAGGGGAUGUCUGGGCAUUUGGCAUUGUGCUGUGGGAGAUGCAAACAUUUGGGACCUUACCAUAUCCUAACCUGAAGGCUCCAGAGUUGGUGGUGCGCUAUGUCUGCUCUGGACAAAGGAACUCAGUCCCAGAGACAUGUAGGCCAGAGAUGUGA